UUUUUCGUCAUUCGUAAACGCCAGCACAUGCGUAGCUCCACCGUCCGUUCACUUUAGCCUAACACUAUUUCAUAACACUAAAAUGCACCGCUUCCCUUGCAUAAGGGCUUGACCGUCCUAUAAAAUUGCGGUUCUCUAUAUAUUCAUUUAAUUUAAAUCUUAACACAUCCCCACUGAAAACCCAAGGCCUAAAAAGAAUAAUUGUGUCAUCAUUUUAAAUCCUCGGAAAAUUCUCUUCGGGAGCGAGACAGAGACGGACAAAGAACAGCACCAGAGCAAAAUAUGCAACAGCCAAAAGACACACUGAGCAUCUCCACUAUAUGGAGGGGCAAGAAAUUCAUAGUGGAGACUAAUUCAGAUGCUACACUCAAAAAGUUUGGGCAUGAACUGCAGAAAUUGACGGGUGUCAAAGCAGACACUAUGCGGCUCAUUGUUCCACAGCCAUCCAAUAAAGGCUUGAAACUGCUAUCCCCUUUUUCUGAUGAACACAUGCACUUAAGCUUGCAAGAAACUUCCAUUCUUCAGGGAAAGUCUAUCAGAAUGAUGGGAGUAUCUGAACAUGAGGUUGAUGAAGUUCUAAAAAAUGCAAAAGUGGAUUUGAGGAUACCUGGAUUUGAAGAAGAGGAAAAGAGACUGAGGCAGCGAAUGUUUGAUAGGCCCCAUACUCCACAGAAACUUCCACAAGGAAAUUAUAUCUUUUGUGAUUUCCGAACACUUGAGCUCCCAGGAAUAGUGUUGAAUCCUCCAGCUUCAGAGGCAUUGAAAAGAAUGCAUAUGCUUGCUGCAGAUCCAGGAAUUGUUGCCAUCAUGAACAAGCAUCGAUGGCGGGUAGGAAUUAUGACUGAGAUGGCCCCAGUAGGAUAUGUUGGUGUGAGUCCCAAAUGCAUUCUUGGUGUCAACAAGAAUCACGGAGAGGAGAUUUCUCUGCGUCUUCGAACUGAUGACCUCAAGGGUUUCAGGAAAUAUGAGAGCAUUAAAAAAACUCUAUUGCAUGAACUGGCACAUAUGGUUUAUUCUGAACAUGAUGCAAACUUUUACGCUCUAGACAAGCAGCUUAACCAAGAAGCUGCUAGUUUAGAUUGGACGAAAUCAAGAAGCCACACUUUGAGUGGACACCAGCAUUCAGAACACUAUGAAGGGGAGUUCUAUUCUGGAGAUAGUAGCAUUUUUUCUCAAAAGCUUGGGGGGAAGAUGUCAGAUCAGCUGGAAAGUGCCCGUGCAUCUUCAGUGGCUGCUGCUUAUCUCCGUUUAGCAAAUGCUUCCACUAACAACACGGGAGUAGCUGAAUUACACGAAGAACCAGAUCCUGAUGAUUCUGAGUCCAAUAUGCAUGAAGAAUAUGAUGCUCUAUAUAAAAAAACACUUGAUAUCAACAAUCCAAACAGAGCUCAAUCGAAAGUGGAUGAUGAACCUGAUCCUGAUGACUUCUCUGACAAUCAAAGGAAGAUUGAGCCCUGUCCUCAUUAUGAGAGUGGCGGAUUCAUGGAAUCUGAACUCUAUUCUGGAAUUAAUGAAAGCAAAGUGAUUUUUGAACCUGAUCCCGAUGAUGUUGAGAUGCAACAGUUUGUGCCUCAUUCAAGAACCGAUGAAAAGUUGGCAAGCACUAAAACAAGCGAAGAACCUGAUCCUGAUGAUUUGGAAGUUUCUGUGAAGCAGCAUCUUGUGGUUGAGCCUGAACCUGAAAACUCUCAAUUGCUCAAGACUCUGGACAGCAAAGUUCAGAUGAUGAAGACCCUUGAUGAACCUGAUCCAGAUGAUUCUGAAGUAAAAAGGAAUGGUUUGGGAUGUGGAAAUAUUUCUAGACUUGAUCAUGGUAAUUCUUUGGUGAUGAAAACCAUGGAAGAUCAAUGCCCACAAAGAAAGGGUUAUAAAGAACCAGAUCCGGAUGAUUCUCAAGCAAAUGGAGUCAUGGCAGAACCUGAUCCAGAUGAUAAUUUGGUACACCCACUGGACACUUCCAUAAUGCACACUGAUGAGCCAGAUCCUGAUGAUGAAGAAUUGCAGAGAAUCCAAGACCCUGUUACUGUUGUUUGUAAUCGCCUGCAAAAGGCCAUUGAGAUGCUGCGAUCUGAAGUUAAUGCCACACAGGCUGCUAUAGUCCUGCAAACUCUGUUUAAGAUAAUUAGGAACUUGAUUGAACACCCAGAUGAGAUUAAAUUCAGAAGACUCCGAAAGGCCAAUCCGGCGUUUCAGAGGAACAUUGCGAAUUAUAAAGCUGCCAUGGAAGUACUCUUCUUGAUCGGUUUCAAUGAAGAUGUUGUGUCCAGUGAAAUCGGAAAGGUGGAAACCUACUUAGUAAUGAAGCGGAACGACCCAGGCUUGCUGUGGCUGGUCAAAUCCUCCCUGGAAACACGCAUGGCUCACUAGUCAUUCUGUUGGUGUAAUGCAAAGAACACUGGAAGGUACAUAAGACUAUAAUGGCAAAAGAUGGGUGAAAAACUGGUAUAUAGAAUGUUAAUAUUGUGAAUUUGUGAGAUUUCAAACAAAUAUUGUUUGUGACUGGGAACUGAAUUGAUGUGAAAUAAUAAUGUUGGAAACCAUA
Messenger RNA from Vitis vinifera (wine grape), 2542 nucleotides. RefSeq lists its product as uncharacterized. The coding region runs from base 283 to 2367 and encodes 694 amino acids. The transcript is spliced from 11 exons. Lineage: Eukaryota; Viridiplantae; Streptophyta; Magnoliopsida; Vitales; Vitaceae. The record is from RefSeq and is a predicted model, not a curated record.